Panicum hallii is the source of this 1074-nucleotide messenger RNA. Its product is annotated as probable glutathione S-transferase. Bases 211 to 897 code for a protein of 228 amino acids. The transcript is spliced from 2 exons. The record is from RefSeq and is a predicted model, not a curated record. Gene Ontology annotation, biological process: glutathione metabolic process. Gene Ontology annotation, cellular component: cytoplasm. Gene Ontology annotation, molecular function: glutathione transferase activity. NCBI's taxonomy places the organism in Eukaryota, Viridiplantae, Streptophyta, Magnoliopsida, Poales, Poaceae.
AGCUUCGGGCACAUAAACAUACACGCCUGGUUUGACGAACAAAAAGAAAAAAAAAUGAUUCUUCCUGGAGAAGUUUCAUUACGUACCGACUCAACUAAUAAAUUAGUCUUCCUGGAGAAGAACCAGGCGCUACAAAUACCAAGAGAAGAACCAGGCAGAACUGCCUGAGAUCAGACUGAGACACCUCCACGAUCAACGAAGCAAGCGAACAUGAGCGGCACGACGGUGAAGGUGAUCGGCGCUUUCAGCAGCCCGUUCAGCCACCGCGCCGAGGUGGCCCUGCGCCUCAAGGGCGUGCCCUACGAGCUCAUGCAUGAGGACCUGCACAACAAGAGCGAGCUGCUGCUCAAGAGCAACCCCAUCCACAAGAAGGUGCCCGUGCUCCUCCACGGCGACCGCGCCGUCCCCGAGUCGCUCGUCAUCAUCGAGUACGUCGACGAGGCGUUCGAGGGCCCGCCGCUCCUGCCCGCCGACCCCUUCGACCGCGCCACCGCCCGCUUCUGGGCCCGCUUCCUCGACGACAAGUGCUCUACGCCGUUCUGGCUGUCGCUGUGGACGGAGGGCGAGGUGCAGAAGGGGUUCGUGAAGGAGAUCAAGGAGAACCUGAAGCUCCUGGAGGGGCAGGUGAAGGGGAAGCGCUUCUUCGGGGGCGACGCCGUGGGCUACCUCGACAUCGCCGCCAGCGGGUUCGCGCACUGGCUGUCCGUGUUCGAGGAGGUCGCUGGCGUGAGCCUGGUCACCGAGGAGGAGUACCCGGACCUGUGCCGGUGGGCCAAGGAGUACGUCUCCCACGAGGCGGUGAAGCGGUGCCUGCCGGACAGGGAGAAGUUGCUCGCCCAUUGCACCGCGAGGAAGGACUUCUUCGUGUCCACGGUGAAGUCAAUGGCGCCCAAGUAAUCUAUCACGCGUACGCUAGCUUGAACCAAAAGUAUAAUAUAAUCUGCCGAUGGAUGUUGAAUUUGCGUUCAUGGAUAACGUAUUGUAGCAAGCGGUCACGUAUGGCUGUGCGCGUGUGCGUUCAUGGAUAACCAAAAGUAUAAUAAGAGUAACUCCAGCAACAAUUUCUAAUUCUAA